CUCCCCCUCGGCUGCCCGGCCCCUGCGGGCUGCGCUCCGCGGGAGGCGGCGUCCCCGGGCGCUCCUCUGCGCGGGUCGCGGCGGCUCCCGGAGGAAACAUUUGUCAAUAUCAUAUAUCAAUUGAACAUCAAGGUCUCCAGAGACUCCAAGCACAGAAGCUUUUGCUUCCUCACUGGGAGAGCCUGUAUGAAGACCUGGGUGGAUGGUGGUGUAAGAAGCAGAGGGUGCACGCAGCACAGAUGCCAGCCUUCUCCAAGGAGUAACCUCUUCACCCCCGAGUGACGCCAGCUCCUGGCGGAACCAUGGGGCCGGAGGGUGGUUUCCUAGGCAGUGGACAGGUCCACAUUAUCCUGUGGGGAAGUUUGGCAGCCAUGACAACGCUCCUGUUCCUCACCUUCCUCAUCUUCCUCUGCUCCAGCUGCAACAGGGAGAAGAAGACCAAACAUCAGAAUGGAGAUCAUGAAAAUCUGAUGAAGGUGCCUUCCGACAAGGAGGUGUUCAGCCACUCGAUCACAAGUUCAGCUACAGAGCCCCCUCCGAGCAGCGACCAGAACGGGGCACUCAGCAACGGCGAGGUACUCUCAGAGGACAGCACAACUGCCUGUAUCCAGCCUUACGAGGAAGUACAGACAUCUGUCUCAGAUCUGCUAGAUCCACAGGAUAGUCUUGGAAAGCCUAUCAAAUGUCACCAGAGCCGGGAACUACCCAGUAUUCCCCCUAACACCACCAUGGAAACCAUCAUCUCAGCUAGAAAUGCAGAAAAUGAUCAAAGUCUGGGAAUGGAAGGGCCUUACGAAGUCUUGAAAGACAGCUCCUCUCAGGAGAACAUCGUUGAAGACUGCUUGUAUGAAACUGUGAAGGAAAUUAAAGAUGUUGGGACAGUAGCCAGCGUGGAAGGGAGCUGUAACAGCAAAUCAAAGGCUUUGCUGAUGGUUGCUGAAGGUCAGAAUCAGAUUCCUGACUGCAGAAUUGAAUCAGCAGAAUAUGCAUCUGUUGACCGAAAUAAAAAAAGUCGCCAAAGUGCUAAUUCAGAAAGCCCUCUUGACAACACACCAGAUGUAGAGGAUGAACUUCCCCCUCCGGUACCCAUGAAACUUCUUGAUGAAAAUGAGAAUGUGCAAGAAAAAGAAGUGGAAGAAGAAGUGACGGAAGGAGCAAGUAAACCAGAGAAGAGGCUUAGUUCAAUGUCUUACAAGUCUCGAGAGGAAGAUCCGUCUCUUACAGAAGAUGAGAUCUCAGCCAUGUACUCAUCGGUGAGUAAGCCGGGACAGGCCACGAAGGCACUGGAUUCUCCUUACACCUGUAUUCAGGAGAUUGCGUCGCAGAGGUCCCCGUCAGUCUGCAGUGGCCUCUACGCAAGCGUGAAGGACUUUGAAAACACCCUAAAUGCUACCACUGUGCCUCAGUCAGCCGACAGACCCAACGGGGAGCUGGAGCCUGACUAUGAAGCUAUCCAGUCUAUCAGCCAAGAAGAAGACAGGACCUUGUCUGUGCCUAAUACAAACCACACUGCUCUUUCAGGAGAGAGUGACUAUGAGAGCAUAGGGGACUUGCAGCACCACAGGGAGUUCACCAGACUUUAACCGCUCCGGCCGGCAGAUCUCUCUGCUGGUGUUUUCAAAGGAAAAUGCGAAACACGGAGAAGGAAGCGCUUCUCCUUUUGAGGAACAAAGCUGAGAACAGAAGUUGUGAAGCAGAGGCGUAUUUAUUAGUGUGAUACCCGCUGGGUUAUUCCGGAGGGCAGGGGGAGGCUCACGGGAAAGGGUACGUCAGGUCAGAAGGACCACCAGGACAACGGAAAGGCUUCUUCAUUGUCCACUCCCAAGAAGCUGGGAAGGAGUGCCAUGCUUGUCCUCCCGAUAGGAAUACAUACCAAAAAGACUGCCUUUACACAAAGAUAGCUUUUCAUAUUGAGAGAUUAUUUUAUGUCAUUUGCUUCAAAGUGGUUUUCAAGCAUCUUUUUUUUUCAUUCGAGUUUGGGCCCCCCCAGCGUCGAGCACCUGAGGGAUCAGCGUACCUCAACUCAGAGUCCUUUGCAGGGCUGGGGAAGGCACGCUUGAGUCUGUCUGCUGAGGAGCUCUGCCCACAUUCACUGCAAUUAAAGUACAAACAAAAAGAACUUCACGAGGGACCUACUCCAAAUGUACUUGAAUUAAUUCUGUCAGCUUUUUUUUGUUGUUUUUUUUUUUAAUGUCAAGGGCUGUAGAAUGUGACUUGCAAUAUUUGAGAUGUGUUCUGGUAUUUGUAGAUUUUUUUUGUUCGAUUAUUUGUGAAAUACCAACUCUAAAAUGGCAAAGUGACACCCUCAGCAUUCUUGCAUCCCCAUGUGCACACCUACACCUUCACGUACACACCCCAGACAAUCGUCACGUUGCAAAAAGUUGUGCAAACGAAUGCAUUGGCCUGAUGUUUAGUCUAACCUUAGUGGUGUUGAGUCAUUUUUGGAAGCAUUUUCCCUUUUUUUAAAACUUCAAAUAUUUUAAUAUGUUUGUCUAGUUUAUUAUAUAGGAAAAUUUGUGUACUGUGUUGAGUGGAUGAUAUUUUUUAUUUUUACAACACAUUUUUCAUCUUCAGAGUUUUUGUAGAUUAACUUACAGUUUUAUGUAACAGCAGGAAUCCCAUUCUUUCUUUGGGCUUUAUUUGGCUUUCCUUUAAAUUUUUUUCCUAUUUCAGAAGUACGUAAAUGAACAAUUAGUUUGUGGGUUUGGGGUUUUUUUGGUCUUCUUGAGCAGGGAUGUGGAGUAUGCCUUGCUUUUUUUUAAGCUCAAAAUAGUAGAGUCUAUGUAAAAGAACACUGCCAAAGGGCAAAAAAGAGGGAGAAGAGACAGUGGGAUUUAGUCUAGGAUUGCCACUGGUCCUCCUUGUUCCUCUGCUAAAAGGAGCAGAAGGGUGACCAAGAACUUCUUGGGGCUCUGAAAAGCAGUUUGAAAACCCCUGGUUUUUCAAAGAUACCAAGUUAUUCUGUAACUAUUAAAAACAGAACAGUGCUUGGAUGAAAUAAGUAGGUACUGGGUUGAUACUUUUGUUUUCCUCAAGAAUAGCACAAUAACUGGUACAACAGUACAGGAACAGUCCGACAGAAGAGAACUGGCAUGGUGUGAUGUGUGUUUGUACACAUGUAUAUAAGGAUACACAUGUAAUUUGGACACAAAUAUAAAUUAUAGUCCAAACUUGGUGACGGUCAAAUACAUUCACAUACAUGGUAUCUGGCAUGUGCUUGAAGAGCAGUUUAUUUUUAAUUUUAAAUAAACAGUACAUAAACCGAGGUCGUCUUACGCCGUAGUAGCCAAAAGAGGUUUAGUUUCAGCUCAGCUGGUACUGGGUCCAGGACCAACCAUCCAUUUACCAGACUGGGUCCUUCUUAGAUCACUGGCCAGCACUCAGUGUUAUGAAGAGCCAACACAGAUCUGGUUAUGCACAUUUAUUGGAAAUAACUUUGUAAUGGAAAGAAGUGUACUGAUUGAUGGGCUUCGCCCGUAAGUCGUACAGCUCUGAGGAGCAGUGCCCGUGUACAGUCAAACUCUGCCCGCACGGCGACCCAGACUUCAUGGACCUUGACCUUGUGUGAUGGAUAGUGCCCCGUGCUUGAGCUGGGACUCUCUUCCUUUGAGGAGAAGCCGUUCAGACUGGUCUAGAUCUGUCUUGUUCUUGACUGUGCUGCCACGCUUCCACAGCCGCGGCAAACCCUUUGCUUCCACUUCAUUGUGGCACUUGUUAAAGCUGACUUCAGUCUUCCUUUCUGGAGUUCUUCCCUCAAAAAAAGUUUCUCUUUCUCUUCCCUUGAAUGUGAAUUCAUUAGGUUCACCUUUGUGUGUUCUCUCCUGUUACUUCCCGCUGUUUAACGCCAAAGAUAAGAUGCACCAUGUUUCAGAAGAUCUGUUGUGCUAAGUCUGGAGAAUUUCUAAAGUCUUUAACCAUGUUUUCUGCUGUCUGUUCCUUGCUCAGGGGUGCAGGUUCAUAAAUGUAGUCCUUAGUCUGGCUCCUGCAACUCAGUGGCAGGCAUACCUCAACUCCUGAAACUCCCAAAUACGUCUUAAGAUGUAUUUAUCCCUUAUGGAUUGUCUUACUCAUAUGGAUGGCCACUUCUGGAGAAACAGUAGCACCAUGAGGUUUUUCAGGUUCAUCAGAUUCGAUUUCAAGACUAGUUUAAAGAUAAGAGAAAAUGCCAGUUAACAAUAGCAAAGAAUAACACUGAGCUCUUGAUAGUAAAAUUUUAAGGUGAAAAAGAAGAAAAUCAAACAUCACUCUGAAGUGCCCCCACCACGAUCAGCAAGUCAAAGGAAGGAGGGCUGUUGGGUGGCUCUUUACAGUCUUCCAGAGCAGGAUCAGGAGUGUUGGUUUGGAGGAAGGGACAAGACUCAGCUCCUUCCUUCCAUUUUUGACCAUGUUCCGACAGCUGCUCCUUGAGACCCCCAGAAACCCCUUUUCCACAGCGAAAUCCCCUCUUAUUUUAAUUUUGUUUCUAUUUUUAACCUGCCUUACACAGCCUUGUACCAGGAGCUGGUACUGUGUCUGCAGUCCUGUAGUGCUGGCACAUUCCUGCCUGGUUAAAUGACUCUCGGACUGGUCACAACCUUUCCGUUGUCCACCAGACCCUCAGCCUGGUGGGGAAGGAGCUCAGAGUUUGGAUUGCUGCUUGUGGGAUGCGUGCCCCCUCAGCCACUGAGACCCCUGCACGUUGGGCUCCUGAGAGCUCCAAAAAGGAAUUACUCUCCCGAACAAGGAUGCAUGGCGGAGCCCGUAACUCCCCUACAAUCUCCCUUAUAUAGUCUGAUGCUAAAGAAAAAUGUUUUAGAAUUCAGUCCAAGGUUCUUAAGUGAAUAAUUACAUCUCUUGACAAAAAAUCAAGCUUCUGUUUAGUUCCCUCUUCCCAGAAGUAAGAGCUGUUCCUUUCUGGCUGGUGCCAAUGCAUCCUUUUCACUAAUACACAGGAUAGAUUAAUCCGACUGUAAACAAAAAGGAGUCUCUUCUGCUUGCCUCUCCAUUGCUACUUUUUCCUCUUUCACCAUAUCCCCAAAUAAAAUGUCAACAUCCAAAAUGAAGUAUUCGUUACCUGGGGGUCUUUUCUGGGGAAGCUUCACAGUCUAUUUCUUUGCCUCCACUUUUUGGCACAACUCUAUGGUAAGAUCUCCCAUCAAAUUGCCACAGUAAGGCCAAGACAAGCUGUAAUGAGUGUGUAACUGCACUCGUGAAAAGGUCUUUUCUGAGUUCCUUCUGUGAACAGGAAGAAAUAGGAAAUGCAGUUUGGACGUCUCUUCCAUGUACCCGUGUCUCCCCCAGGAGUUGUUCACACCAUGUACCUAAACCAGUGCUAACCCCAAACAUAAACCAGUCACCCCUUUCUACUACGAUGACUGCAGAAUUGCCUUCUCAGUCACAGAGAGAAAUAGAUUCUUUAUAGGUCUCUGUAGCACCUAUUACCAUGGUUAGAUCAGUUAUAGUGCCUUUUUUACUAAGUAGCUAGUACUUCCAUACUCUUUUCCAUACUGUGUUUGUUUAACUCAAAAGUACAAAGGGACAACCCCAACAUUUACUUGUCUAAGUUGGAAACAGCUUUAUGGAGACACAUUAAAUGUGUUGGACCUCAAGUAGCCCUACAAUAGCAAUAGUCUCUCACAAACAUUCUCUAAGAAGCCCAGUAAUGUAGCUAUGAUGACUAAGCUUUGCAAUAAGAAUUAUCAGUCUUCUUUUGAAGAACCUACGUUUUUCAACAGUGAGCAUUCAGGGAGGUGGUGGUCUUUGUCCAUGUCAGCUGUGAACAAUUAGUUGCUUCGGUCUUUCUAUUAAUAGCAAUUGCAGGCUUGCUUACGUGUAGCAGGAUUCAUGAGGUGAGGGAUGAGUAAGUGUGGGGAUUACUGUUCAUGGAUCAUCCAGAGCUGGACCAUCCUCACAGUAGCAACUGGCUGAGGACCAGCUGCCUUGCUCUCUAAGCCCUCAUCUCCUGUGCCUUCAGGGAAUCCAUCCUGCAGGGAUUCCUCUGGGCUGCGUAGCUUCUUGGCUCCCUGAACAGCUCCUGUCUGCUGUCUUGGUCACAAUUCUGUACGUGUGGUGCUUUCAAACUUUCAACGGUGCUUUUAUAAGAUGCUGGAUAAAUGGUUUCAAUGUGCUUUCUGCAAGCUGAGGCGUAAAGCUGUGACACAGGGUGAUGUCUCUAGUGUUGUCUCCUGCCCAGAACAGCGUUAACUGUGUUACUCUGGCUGCGCGAGGCUGACGGUGCUGCCCUGCCUCUUGUUCAUCUCAACCAGAAUGGGGUCAUCAGGCACAACCAGCCUAGGGUGGGCCACGGGUGGGCAAAAGCAGCCAUUGAGGCCAAGUGCCUUGGCUUGAAAGCAGCUCAGACACGGCUCUCACCUCUGCAGUGUGGGACUGGAAACAUCCAAGAGCCUAGCUCUAGGACUAAGGACAUUUUGUCCUCUGUCCUACUGUGCAUAUACAUUUGUUUGCAAUACGACUGUAAGAAACCUGUUUCUGCAACGUUUUAAUUUGGGCCCCACUCCAAUGAGGGACUUUUGCUGUUUGGCAAGCUACCAGUUAUUUCAGACUGGUUACUUAUGUAGGUUGGAACAUGCCCAAAUGAGGCUGCUAUGUCUCUCACAAGUAACUUGGUGUGUGAAACCUACUGCAAAACAGGAGAAUGCAGAAAGAUGCUGGGCCUGGCAGGUUCUCCUGUGGUGGCCUGCUGGAAACUUUCGAGGGCAGGUCUCUUCCUGCAGGGAAGCAUAAAUGCUAUUAAUAUGAUUUCAUACCCUGGUGCUGAAGUUGAUUUGUAGCAUCUCUUUUGGGAUGGUGAUGGUUGGAGACAUUACCAGAGCAGAUCUCAGCCUCAAAAAAAAAAAAAAAAAAAAUUUCAAAAAAGUAUUUUUCUCUCUCUUGCUGGCUAGCAACUUAUGUUGAAGAUUAUGCUACAGAUAAAUGCUGUGGAUAGACCAUCACAGGGAUAAAAACAUAGGGUUACGUUUCUUCAAGGACCGCCCCUACCUUUGGUUGGGUCAGUAAGAAAGAUCCCAGGCUUGCGAAAGUAUUGAACAACAAAAGUAUUAAACAAAUUAAUGCCUAUGUGGUAAUUUCCCAGGAGUGCAUUAGGCUGUCACACACACUAGACACUGCUCCUUUCCUGUGGAUAACAGAAAGAUGAAAGCUUAUUUGUAAUACAAGAAUCUCAUUGAUUAGUUGGUAACACUUACUUUUAAGUUACUUACAAGUGACCGACCUGUAAGUAACUGAGGGGUAAUCCAAAGGUCUACACAAUUUAGAUAUAUUUAAUUAACUCUCAAUGACCCAGCUCAGGUGUUGUAACAGAAUCACUAGAACAAUUUAAUGCUCUACUUGGUCUGAGCUGCUCACUGAGCUCACUCCAGCACCCCAAUUUCCACAGCACAUGCAUGGAUUAUCUUUGUAUUCCCUACCCAUUGGCCCAGUCUAUAGGUAACAUAAAACUGACAGUUCUAGGUUUGUUUUUUUUCAAGCUGUGAGGUUUUAUUUCUGGAGGUGUUCGGUUUCAAACUGGCCAGAGGGACAGUCGCUGCAAACAUGAUAGCAAAGUGCCUAAAAAUAAAGAUGUUUCUGAAAAUGUAAAAGAUGCUCACUGUUACUGCAGAGCAUCUUGUCUCCUCUCUGUGGUACUCUCUUGCCAUACACGUUCCUAAAGAUUCGCUUUCAUUUGUGAUGUUCAUUUAUUGUUACAAUAGCACAAUCUGACAAAGUUUCUGUCUCCGCAAGUUCAGUGUCUAAUUUUAACAAGCAUGUGUUUGUUACAGAAAAUAUAAAACAAGAUUCGUUGUUCAGUUUGGAGGGCAGCUAUGUUAUUUCUUAUAGUUUAUGAUAAUGCAAAGAUCUUAGAUGAUUUACAAAGUAUGUAAGUAUCACUUGACUUCAAAAUGCUUCUUUUGAGAUUUGGGAAUGCCUCCCGUUCACUACAAGACAAUGUUACCAACUCUUGUCCUUUUCAUCUGGUAAUAUUGGGGAGGGGGUUUUAAACUUUAAAAAAGACAGCGUUGAUGUUUCGACUUCCUCAUUUCUAUGAAGAGACUCUCGUAUUUUAACCUUCAGCCUAGGUUGGAUUUGGACUACCCUCUUACUCAAGGAACUCCUCCCCGCCACGUUCAGACAUCACCCUCUUGAGUAUCUCUUUUGUCCUUGAUGAAAUACGGCAACUGUCCAGAGGGCACAGAAACUGCCUCACGCGAAUGGGACCACUUCUGAACGGGACCUUUUUAGUGUGCCAGGGAGAUUCAGAAGCGUGGACUUAAGUCAGAUGUUUUGGGGAAAUCACAUCCUGUCUGGCAGACUUCUGUGGAUGGCUUCAUUUUCUCUUUCAAGGCAAGAAGUUCUGUAGCUUGCAAAGCACUCAACUGACGCGGAAAGAGGUACGAAGAGGUGAACUGGUACAAUGUUUAGUAGUUAAAAAACCACCGAAGAGCACAAGAACCUCCCUUCUCACGUGUCUGAGGACACUGGAAUUUGGUCUUUACCUUUGAGGCUAUUUGAGAACAGUCAUGUAACCAACCUCCUUAGAACAUCCUACCAGCAAACAAGUCUUUGAAUGAGCUUCUAGAUCACUCUGGUGGCUCCUGAGUUUCCACACAUACCACCUUCAUGACUUCCUGCAGGCCCUGUCUUGUCUCUGUGAUGACGACUACUUAGGAAUGGCCCUUUGCUUCACAGUCCUGACCCCUUUAAUUUAAAGAAAGGGGGAUGUGAGCCACUUCUCCUCAGUCUCCUCAGACUGACUAGAUUUUUCUAGAUGAAAGUGUGUUGAGAACUCACCUGCAAACCCAGAAAAGAGCAUUUACUGUUGGGGCAAGACAAGCAUAGUCUUCUGCAGCAGCUAGGAAGAGAAAGGUAAAAGGAACAAUAGUUAAAUUUCAUUUGCACUUCACCCAUCCCACGGAUUUUUAAAGUAGAAGAGGUUACAGUUACGGGAUGCGUUAAUGAGAAUCUCACAGGAGAUGGAUGGAAUUGUUUAUUCUUCUCAGUAUUCCCUGUACCCAAAGAGGCAGGGGCACGUCCUCUUUGCCCCACCAUGACACAGUUUGCUGAUCUUUUACCAACCCUCCGUAUCAACAGAAAUGAAAUCAAUAAAUAAAUUCUAAAUACAUGGUUUUGUUCUGUCAUGAACCCAAAACUGACACAUGGAGGUGCACUAAUGUAAGUACCAUGUGUAGCUCUGGACUUGCACAGGUGGUUUUUAGAAACAAACAAACAAGCCUGGAUUACUUUGUUUAAAUAGAAUUAUUUGCAUGAGACAAGGGUGCAGGAUUGGACCCUAUGAGUUUAGAAGAAGUUGGCUUUGGUGCUAGGUAUUUUUCUUUGUUUUUUCAGUGAAAUAUAUUUUCUUUCUUUUCUGUUAGCGAAUUUACAGGACUUCCAUAGGAACCACAAAAUAUAGUCUGGUAUAUGGAUAGUUAUCUCUACUAGCUAUUAUAAAACCAUGCCUCAAUAGGAGUCCCUUUAAAUUGGGUGCUAUAGGAGCUUCUGCGUAAAAUUGCUUUAUAUAUGGAACACUGCAUACUUAGAACAUAGUGGAUAAAUACUUGUAAUUACAGACACUUUCGUUUAUUUUAUCCAUUGUUUUAUAAUGGAAAAAUAUUUAUUACCGAAAUGGUUUUCCAGCAGUGUUCUCUUACAGAAUGUUCUGGCAACAAACCGUGUUUUCUCGACAACCACUUGAUCCUCCGGUCACGGACACACAACCACAAAACAUCUUUAAACUGGGGUGAGCUUCUGAAGAGAGAGGCUUAGACCUGGGUUUGGCUCCCGUGGCCUGGACACGUUGCAUUUUACAAAUUGGUAAAUGCCAUGAAAUUCCUCUCAAGGUUUUCUAGCAGUAAAUAUGAGUUGAUGUAAUUUAGUCGUACCGUUAUUCCAAGAAUCUUCAUCCCAUGUUUCUAGCCAAUUCAGCUUUUGGCUGCUGAAAGCACAGUAGGUAAUUAUGGUUAUUUACUGUAAAUGUAGAAAAGUUUUAUGUAAAUAUUUCAGGGGAAAAAUGCUACAUAAACAUAUGAUGCAGUUAUCUAAAAGUAAGAACAUAGGUCAAUAAUAUAAAAUACAGGUUUUAUUUAUGUACAGUAGUAUCCUAAUAUUUACUUGUUUAUAUGCAGAAAAAAAUCUUAAGAUUCUGUACUGUAUUCUCUGAAAGCUUUUAAAAGAGGCUCUGCCAUUUUCUCGGUUAAUAUAUUUGCAAAUAACUUUUGAAUUUAGUGGAAAUCCAUGUAAAUGAUGUCAAAUGGGAAACAUGUUACAUUGCAAUGAAAUUAGUUUAAUUCCAAAAUCCUGGCAAAAUUCAUUGGAUUGAAAUUCAAUAGCCAGACAGAAUAAAACACAACAAAUAAG
Calidris pugnax (ruff) is the source of this 10332-nucleotide messenger RNA. It is a transcript of the gene PAG1, whose product is annotated as phosphoprotein membrane anchor with glycosphingolipid microdomains 1. NCBI's taxonomy places the organism in Eukaryota, Metazoa, Chordata, Aves, Charadriiformes, Scolopacidae. The record is from RefSeq and is a predicted model, not a curated record. Gene Ontology annotation, cellular component: plasma membrane; membrane raft. Bases 303 to 1583 code for a protein of 426 amino acids. Gene Ontology annotation, biological process: intracellular signal transduction; negative regulation of T cell activation. The transcript has 9 exons.